GAGUGCCAUGAGAUUGAUUAUACUGCCUGUCAAAUAAUGAAGCAAAAAAUUAACAAUAUGUGUGAUGAAGCUUGCUGGGUACAGGCCUGUCCUCAAACAUGUGGCAAAUGCGCCAGCUGUUUUUCUUGUGAUCUGGUGAGCCAUCCAAGACAUUGUUCAAAUACUACCGUUUGUGAACCCGGUGAGCAAUGUUAUUCAAUGAAACAUUUUUCUACUGAUGGUGGAUACGCGUACAAAAUGGGUUGUCUAAAGCAGCAGGCUUGUUCAAGACUUCGCACGUCGUUCAGUAAUGUCUUUGGACGAAGAGACGAGAUAGAAUUGCCUUUAGACGGAGAUUGCUGUCAAGGAGACCUUUGCAACAAUGUUGUCUUGAGACAUUCAACUACCAGUACAACAACAACGACAACAACAACGACGACAACAACAACGUCAAUGCCAACGACAACAACAACACAAACAACGACGACGCCGACAACAUCAACAACCCGUGAUCCCCUGGGUUGCACUUAUUCCUUUGGGAGUCGAUGCCCGGAUACACACCAACAAAUCGGCAAUAAAUGUCUUAUGGUUUCCAGUAAACCUUUGGAUUUUGAAGAAGCAAAGAGAUACUGUUAUUAUCAUUGCUCCACUUUGGCAGAGGAAAUCGACGGAAGGAAUUUUUACUCCAUUCAGCAAUAUUUAUUGGGGUACUUUAGACAACAUAUAAACAUAGGAGAGACUGGAAACGUCUACCUUGGAGCCAUUGACAGACACCAUGACGGAAAAUUUACCUGGAUCAUAUCAGGGACCAUAGCAGCUGUACCAAUCGGAUUGGAAUAUAAUCAUUACUGCGGGGUACUUGUUUACGACACAGGGAGGCUAAAACCAGUCUCAUGCAGCGAAUCUCAUUAUGCUCUUUGUGAAGCUCCAUUAAAAUUAAACUACAUUACAAUUUAUAAUUUUUUGCCAAAAUCCAAAGUGAUGUGCCAAGACCUAGAAGAUAUACAAGAAUAA
Molecule: messenger RNA, 993 nt
Organism: Saccostrea cuccullata (small rock oyster)
Lineage: Eukaryota; Metazoa; Mollusca; Bivalvia; Ostreida; Ostreidae
Exons: 7
Coding region: 37-993 (318 amino acids)
Source: RefSeq, a predicted model, not a curated record